Thermothelomyces thermophilus ATCC 42464 is the source of this 1268-nucleotide messenger RNA. RefSeq lists its product as uncharacterized. Gene Ontology annotation, molecular function: DNA-binding transcription activator activity, RNA polymerase II-specific; zinc ion binding. Lineage: Eukaryota; Fungi; Ascomycota; Sordariomycetes; Sordariales; Chaetomiaceae. The transcript has 2 exons. Gene Ontology annotation, biological process: regulation of transcription by RNA polymerase II. Bases 89 to 1132 code for a protein of 347 amino acids. The record is from RefSeq and is a predicted model, not a curated record.
GUACGGAGUAAUGGGAAGACUACCUGGUCAUAUUCGUACUGCACUCAAGCACAACGUUGGAGCUAAACUACCCGGCUAAACCAACAUAAUGCUUCGAAGGAGUCAUAAAAAGUCGCGUGCUGGCUGUUUAGAAUGCAAGCGCCGACAUGUCAAAUGCGACGAACAGCGGCCAAAAUGCAUCAUUUGCACACUUUCGGACCGGGAGUGCAGUUACCCACCCCUAGCCACGGACUCGUCGGGGCCCAGCACUCGUCCAGCAGCAACAACAGCAGCAGCAGCAGCACCAGCAGCAGCAGCAACCCGUGAGGCGUCAGCAUCGUCCGCUUUCUUGGCCGCUGCCAUCAACACCAGCAAUGCAAGCGACGCGAGCCCUGUCGCCGGCGUUCCUCUUCCCGACAUUGCAAGUCGAGGACGCACGUCGCCAGACAAUGCGGGCAACAACACUUACCCCGAGGUCAACUUGGGCCACAUGGAGUUGCUCAUCCGUUUCAACUUUGAAGAACACGCCCCCGAACUGAAUGUUGAGAUGCACGACUUUGCCUCAAAACUCCUGUUCAAGUGUGCGCUGGAGGCUCCUUACCUGAUGCACCAGAUCCUCGCCAUCUCAGCCCGGCGUCUAGCAGCACUGCAACCGGAGCGCUCCAAACACCUCCUCGAAACCGCUAUACACCUGCAGACCAGAGCCGUCUCUAUCUACAACGAAACGGCGGCCAGGUCUCAAAUAGACCAGAGCAACUGCUCUACCCUGCUCUUGUUCUGCUCCCUUCUCGGUCGUCACCUGCUAGCUGACCUUCUGGCGAGACGAGACGCUGACUUUGGCGACUUCUUGGCUCGCUUUCUGGAAUUCCUCUCAAUCUCUCGAGGCCUGAUGGCUAUGUCGGUCGCCGCCUGGGACCUGUUGCUUCAAUCCGAUAUCAAACAUCUUGUUCUUUGGGCACUCGAGAUCUCCCAAUCGACACCCCAGGGCCAUCAUUGCGAUGAAUUGCAGCGCCUCGUCCUCGAGUCGACUGAACUGGAUGAAUCGUCCAAGGAAGCCUGCGUUGCGGCAAUCGCCUACCUUCAGGUCGGCUUUGACAGUCUGCUGGGAGGUGAUACCCGAAACCAGCGGUACCUGAUGGUUUUCAUGUGGUAGGUUUGACAUUCGACCAAUGCCAUGAGCACCACUGAUCAGUCGCACGUGUACGCACAGGGCGCCCGCUGUACCGCAAAAAUUUACCGACUUGUUGUCCCAACGGCGCCCUGAAGCGAUCGCUAUCAUGGCCCACUGG